Mustela lutreola (European mink) is the source of this 1543-nucleotide messenger RNA. RefSeq names its product high affinity immunoglobulin epsilon receptor subunit beta-like. Gene Ontology annotation, cellular component: plasma membrane. The transcript is spliced from 8 exons. NCBI's taxonomy places the organism in Eukaryota, Metazoa, Chordata, Mammalia, Carnivora, Mustelidae. The coding region runs from base 543 to 1274 and encodes 243 amino acids. The record is from RefSeq and is a predicted model, not a curated record. Gene Ontology annotation, biological process: cell surface receptor signaling pathway.
AACUAUCAUUGGAAAUAUUUUUAUUUUUGUUUUGUUUAUAUUUAUUUUAUUUUAGCGAUGUUAUAGUUAAUAAGGUACGAAAGCAAAGACCAUAUUGGUUGAAAAUAUGAAUUUCCUAGAAAUUUCUCUGAAGGAAAUAAUUUUAUUUAGUGAGUUAAAAGAACAAAUACAGUCUUUGUCAGAUUAAUAGAAAGAGAAUGUGCGGAAAUAAAACUAUCAGUUAGUAUUGAGGAUUAUGUUAUAAUGCUUUUGAUUUUGUGUAACAAAACAUUAUGUACAUCAACUUUGUCUGAAAACAUCAGAACUGCUUAUCAGGAGUUCUAGGUGUGGAAAUACAGCAAAUGAGGAAACACAAAGAUCAAAACAUAAAUUUUCCUCCCCCACAUAUUGGUAUAGUCCUUGAUAGUCACAGAAGAGGCAUAAGCUUAAGAAGACUCCAAGCUCCCACAUCCCUGCGGUGGAACAAACCUAGUCUGCAAGUGCAAUUCACAACGUCAAGUCUGGACGUGGUGAGCCAGCUAAGUUCACAAUUGUAUUCUUGAAUGAACAAAACUUUGGCUUCUGAUAGGAUGCCUGUGCACAUUCCUCCAAACCAAAACCAAAGUACCCUAUUGGGAAAGACAGAAAUAUCUAGUACCCUGAAAUAUCUACUAGACAAGCUGCAGAAAUUCCUGAAGGAGAAUCUAGAAGCACUGGGGGUGGCUCAGAUUAUGAUUGGUGUGAAAUGCUUCUUUUAUGGGAUAAUUGGAUUUCUUCCUCCUAAUUCUGAAAUGCACAGAAUCAUCUUCUUCUCAAUUUACACAGGCUUCUCCUUCUGGGGGGCAUUGUCUUUUAUCGUUUCUGGAAUACUGACUGUUGUGUCUGCCAAGAAGCAAACAAAAUCACUGCUGAGAGGGAAUCUAGGUGCUAACACUCUUAGCACCUUGGUCUCCUUUGUUGGGAUCUGUAUUCUGUCACGCAAUUUAACAAAAAAUGGCCACUAUGAUUGCAAGAAGGAAACUCUCUGUUUGGGAAUCAAACCAGUUGCAACUGAACUUGUGAUUGUCCUAAUUAUCCUAACUUGUCUGCAAAUUUUAAUUUCACUUCCUCUCUCCAUGCUCAACUAUAAUGUGAAUGACAAGGAUAUUCACUGGAUUUCUAUAUUGUUUCGCCGGAAAACACCUUCUGAAAGUAUUUACGAAGAAGUGUUCCCUCAAACUUCAAUCAAUCGAGAACUUCAACGUAAGAAAGAAACAACUUCACGUUAUCCUGCAGAUACUAGCAAACAAACAUGAGGCUGCACUUUUGUAUUCUGGAACCACAGUAAUAGCAAGAAGCUCAUACUGGGGCCACUGAGGCAGAAAUACACACAUGUGAGGCUACAACUGUGUGGGUCAGAGUCAUAAAGAUAGCAACUGGCAUUUAUAAUAAUAAGAAUUUGGUUGUCCCCACCUUUUUUUGUUGUUGUUUGUUUAUUAUGGUUGGAUGUCAUCACAGGCUAGGUUUAUACACUAUUAAAAAACUUAACCUAGAAAUAUUGAUGGCUUAACACAUCAGAAGUUCA